Messenger RNA from Brassica rapa (field mustard), 2094 nucleotides. RefSeq lists its product as uncharacterized. Lineage: Eukaryota; Viridiplantae; Streptophyta; Magnoliopsida; Brassicales; Brassicaceae. The record is from RefSeq and is a predicted model, not a curated record.
AUGACCAGUAGACAUACUCGGAGCAACGCACAAGGACCAUUGCAUCAGCUCACCAACGAAGAACUAGCGAGAUUAGAACGUCAGAACCGUCAACUGCCUAGACCUACAAACACCAACAUGGGUGAUCAUCAGGAUGAUCUUACUGCUGCAUUUGCACUCAUGCAACAACAGAUGCAGCAGAUGCAGCAAACUAUCCAAGCGAACGCUGCAAACCAACGGAAUGCACCGGAGGAAGUUGAUCAGAUUGGCCAAAGGAAUCUAUUGCGUAAUCUACCUGCUACGCGAUCCGCCAUCAACCCUCCACCGUGCACUAGACAAGACUUUGAGAUCAAGCCCGCCUUGAUAGGUCUGGUGCAGAGGAAGAUCUUCAAUGGACUUCCUGCAGAAAUACCGAUGGACCACAUUGAAAACUUUGAGAAGAUGUGUGGGUUCACUAAGGCGAAUGGAGUACCACCAGAUUACAUCAAGUGUACCUUGUUCCCUUUCUCUCUCGAUGGGAAGGCUGCUCGCUGGCUAGAUUCCCUACCAACUGGAUCGCUCACCACGUGGGAACAAGUCAGAUCCGCUUUCUUGAGCCACUUCUAUACAAAAUCAAAGACGGCAGCUCUGAGACAGAAGAUCACCACCUUUAAACAGCUGGUAGAUGAGCCGUUCUGCGACGCAUGGGAGCGAUUCAACGUCUACCGCAGGGAGUGCCCACAUCACGGUUUCGAAGAAGAUUAUCUACUCGGAGUUUUCUACGAUGGAGUAGGUUGGGAGUACAGGAACGCUUUAAACUCAGCCAGUAAUGGAGAUUUCAUGACCCAAUCUACUCAAGGCGCUUUCGCGUUAAUUGAAAACAUGGCCUCAAGCUCAGCUGACAGCAACCGAGAGACUGAUCGCACCCAAAAGGUGAACAGCAUCGACAAUAACAAAAUAGAUGAGCUCUUUGCCAAGGUCGAUCAGCUGAUUAAGAGUAAUCAGAACCAUGUCUUCAUCAUGGAAGAGUCUCCUCAGGAUAAAGGAACCACAGACACUACAUCAGAAGCGGACCAGGCGACUGAGGACCACCAUGAGGUUAGCUAUGUGAAUGGGCAAGGAUGGCAGUUUAAGAACUAUCACCCGAACCCUAACGUGAGGAACAACCCCCACCUGUUCAACAACCCUAAACCCGAUGGUAAUGCAGAAAAUGCUCAAGGCAAUCAGGUUCAGAACAGUGGCUACCAACGGGGGUAUGGAAAUCAAGGAAGAACCUUCGUCCUCAGCCCAGCUCAGAAUACUCAGUUCCACAACCAGAAACAACCGACUAACCAGCAGCCUGCACAGCCUGCUCAAACUGCUCCACAGGACGAGAUGAAGAGUCUCGCAAAUAUGAUGAGCCAGCUGCUCCAAGGACAGCAGAUUCAAGGAAAAGCACUGAACCAGGUCACAAACGACAUCAAUACCCGAAUGAAUCACAUGUUCAAUGACCUGAGUGCCAAAUAUGAUAAUGUCUCGAGCCAUAUGAGGCAGAUGGAUAUUCAGAUUGCUCAGACUGCUGAGAGUGUGAAGAGACAGCAGGGCACUCUUCCUGGAAAAACAGAUAAAAAUCCCAAGGAGUCUGAAAAGGGGAAGCAGAAGGAAUCAGAACAGCUACCUGUAACCGCACCAGCAGACGAGGAAGAAGAAGAGCUUCCUGCUAAACAUACUCCGGCCACUACAGAGCAGCCUACUGUGGUUGUUCGCCCAGCGGCAGAACCUGUUCCCACCCGUGACUAUGUGCCUAAGGUUCCAUACCCUGUUCCUGCUAAGGCCACACGCAAGGACAAGGAGGAGAUGAAAUGCAGGAAGAUGCUUGAAGACUUAACAGUCAGACUCCCUCUCAUGAGUGCAAUCCAGAUGAUGCCAUCCAUGAGUAGCUUUGUGAAGGGACUAAUUUCUGGAAAGCUAACCGAUGACAGUGAGUUCAUGGUGGUCUCUAAAGAGUGCAGCGCUGUUCUCCAGAACAAAAGGAUCAAGAAGCUGGGUGAUCCUGGAAAAUUUGUCCUUAUCCAUCCAAAUAGGGAGAACAGUCUUCUCGUGUUCGCUAGUCGAUCUGGGAUCAAGCAUCAAUCUCAUGCCAUACUCUGUGGCUAA